AUGUCUUUGGAAACGGUCCCCAACAGUCUACGGGACAGACAGAUCGCCAAUCUGAAGCGCAUGCUUCACUUGAAUGUCGGUUCUGACAUUGAUCUUGUUUCGUCCACUAACGAGGAGGAGCUUAUUUGGAAAGUUCUGGUGCUUGACCAACGUUCAACAGGUAUUGUUUCGUCGGUGUUGCGCGUCAACGAUUUGCUCGAGUACGGCAUCACCAUGCACUCGCUGAUCACCCAGAAGCGUACCUCUUUGCCAGAGGUGCCGGCCAUCUAUUUCGUGGAGCCUACCGCCGAGAAUAUCGCCAAGAUCAUUGUUGACCUUGAGAACGACUACUACUCGGACUACUACAUCAACUUCACCUCGAGCUUGAACCGGUCGUUGUUGGAGGAGUUUGCCAAGAAGGUGGCUUUGAGUGGCAAGGCAGGUAAGGUCAAGCAGGUGUUUGACCAAUAUUUAGACUUCAUUGUGACAGAACCAAACCUGUUCUCUUUGGACCUGCCUAAUGUUUAUUCGCAAUUCAACAACCCAAAAACAACAGAGACACAAAUCACCACAAUUGCAGACAAAAUUGCAAACGGUUUGUUUGCUUCGGUGCUGACAAUGGGGUCUGUGCCGAUCAUCAGGUCCAACAGGGGCGGCCCAGCCGAGCUUAUAUCCCAGAGACUCGACCAGAAGCUCAGAGACCACGUGAUAAAUACUAGACAGAGUGUUUCUUCUGCAUCCCAGCAUUCCAACUCCGAUAGAUUGGUCCUGAUUCUUUUGGACAGAAACAUCGACUUGGCGUCCAUGUUUGCUCAUUCUUGGAUUUAUCAGUGUAUGGUGAGCGAUGUUUUCAAGCUGGAUCGUAACACCAUUGAAAUUAGAAAAACCUUGCCUGGUGACAAAACAGAGGUCAAGAGACUGGAUAUUGACCCAAAGGAUUUCUUCUGGAAUAAGAAUGCUUCGUUGCCAUUCCCAGAUGCAGUCGAGAAUGUUGAGAAAGAGCUCUCCAAGUAUACAGAAGAGGCCAAGGAGAUCACCACGAAAACGGGUUACUCCUCGAUCAAGGAGAUCGAUCCUACCGAUCAGGGAGACACUCUGCACAUCCAAGAGGCCAUCAAGGCUCUUCCGGAGCUUACUCAGCGGAAAAACAUCAUCGAUAUGCACAUGACUGUUUUGUCCGAGCUGAUCAAAGAGCUGGACUCCAAGAAUCUGGACGCGUUCUUUGAAGUGGAGCAAAACGUUGGAAACCCAGCCACCCAGAAACGGUUUUUGGAGCUCUUGAACACCAAAACCAAGACCGACAACCACGAAGACAAGCUGCGAACAUACAUCAUGUUAACAUUGACUUCUGAUCUUCCAAAGUCGUUUGCAGACGAGUGUGAGAAAAUCCUUGCAGACCUCAACUGCGACCUGACCUCUCUUAAACAUAUCAAGCAGAUCAAGGAGAUCACUAAGCUCUCGUCGAUGAACUUGAGCGAUGCAUAUUUCAAUAACGACACAUCCGCCAGCAACAACAACAAAGGUGCUCUUUUCAGUAACCUGUCGUCCAAGCUGAUGGGUCUGACCGAAGGCUCGUCCAAGUUGACCGAAGGUUUUGGCUCGUUGAUCUCUGGUUUGAAAAAUCUCUUGCCGGAGAAGAAGAGUCUUCCAAUCACUAACAUUGUCGAGUCGAUCAUGAACCCAACAAGUGCCAACCAGGAGUCGCUCAAAAUGACCGACGACUACCUGUACUUCGAUCCAAACAUGACGCGAGGAUCUCACUCCAAGCCUCCAAAGAGAUCGAGCUACAACGAGGCCAUGGUGUUUGUGGUGGGUGGUUGCAACUACUUGGAGUACUCCAACCUGCAAGACUGGUGUAUUCGCAUCAACGAAACAGCUGGCGUGUCAGGAACGUCGCAAAAGAUGGUUUGUUACGGGUCUACAGAAAUCGUCACUGCCGAAAAGUUCUUAAAAGAAUGUUCUCAACUUGGAAAUUAG
Messenger RNA from Ogataea philodendri, 1956 nucleotides. RefSeq lists its product as uncharacterized. Gene Ontology annotation, cellular component: Golgi membrane; cytosol. Gene Ontology annotation, molecular function: syntaxin binding. Gene Ontology annotation, biological process: intracellular protein transport; endoplasmic reticulum to Golgi vesicle-mediated transport. Lineage: Eukaryota; Fungi; Ascomycota; Pichiomycetes; Pichiales; Pichiaceae. The transcript has a single exon. The record is from RefSeq and is a predicted model, not a curated record. Bases 1 to 1956 code for a protein of 651 amino acids.